AUCCUGAACUUACCAACUUCUAUCUUUACCAGGUUCUAGCAUCUUCUACAGAAAAAUAAGCCUGUCUUAUAAAUACACUAGGCUUAACCAUCCCUCUCAUUCUCUCUGAUAAAAUCUAGACACCCAAAAGAAGCUGAAUUUAGAAAAUGGCGGAAGAAGUGGCGCUUGAUUUAGAGGAGCUUAGGCAACUCCAAAGCAUCGCAAAGAGGCCACGUAUUCUAUCUCUUCUUUCCUCCGAAAUUCGCAACUUGGAAAAGUUGCAGACAUCAAACGAGAUUGCAAAUGCACCUGCUCCUGCUACGGCUUCACAAAUUCCAACUCCCAUAUCAACUUCAGUUAAGGUUCCUGUUAACCCAGCAUUGAGUUAUGUUACGCUCGCCUCGUUCAGCUGGGACCAGGAUAAUGAUAAAGUCAAGAUAUAUAUCUCUCUAGAGGGAGUUAACCAGGAAAAAAUUCAGACAGAGUUCAAGCCAAUGUCAUUUGAUGUUAAAUUUCAUGGCGUCCAAGGAAAGAACUAUCGAUGUGCCAUUCCGAAGUUGAAUAAAGACAUUGUACCAGAGAAGUGCAAGGUGUUGGUCAAGCCUACGAGAGUCGUCAUCACAUUGUUCAAAGCUUCCAAAGGGAGCUGGUCUGAUCUGCACUACAAGGAGGACAAGCUGAAGCCAAAUUUGGAUAAAGAGCGAGACCCCAUGGCUGGAAUCAUGGACUUAAUGAAGAAUAUGUACGAGGAUGGUGAUGAUGACAUGAAGAGAACAAUUGCCAAAGCAUGGACUGAUGCAAGGUCUGGCAAAACAGCGGACCCUCUGCAAGGUUAUCGGUGAAUCCAAACCAAAGGAGAUUGACCAGAAAUGAUUUUUCUUAUGCGGAUGUUUUUUUGCUGCAUUGGCCUACUUUUGUGUUUUGUGGAGUUAGUCAUCUCGUGUUUAAGUUUGUCUGGACAUUUUGUUCUUGCUUAUAAAGUAUCAUUGCAAAUAGAUUGCUGCUCU
This is a messenger RNA of Theobroma umbraticum, 986 nucleotides long. RefSeq lists its product as uncharacterized. The record is from RefSeq and is a predicted model, not a curated record. Gene Ontology annotation, molecular function: S100 protein binding; ubiquitin protein ligase binding; tubulin binding. Lineage: Eukaryota; Viridiplantae; Streptophyta; Magnoliopsida; Malvales; Malvaceae.